Molecule: messenger RNA, 432 nt
Organism: Schistosoma intercalatum
Lineage: Eukaryota; Metazoa; Platyhelminthes; Trematoda; Strigeidida; Schistosomatidae
Source: the annotation of a GenBank genome assembly
AUGGCUACAUCAAGAUCUGUAUUGUCAAAUAAUAAUAAUUUAAUAUUAGCUACUGGAUCAGCAUGUCCAUCAAAUCUUGGAAUUGCAUGUGGGCAUGAUUAUUUAUUAGUGGAUGAUCGUAUACCUAAUGUUUAUGACGGUAUAAUUAACAAUAUACCAAUAAUUCGUUUUUGUUUAAUCAAUAAUUCCACAUUGAAAACAAUCGCCACAAAGACAAAAACAAAAUUACAAGAAGUAGAAAUGAUCAAUUCAUCAUCAUCAUCAUCAUCAUCAUCAUCAUCAUUAUCUUCUCCUUCUUCAAUCUCCUCUGGAUACUUUUCAUUGAAUUCAAUAGAUUAUAAUAAAUUAUAUGCACCAGAUGAAUCAUAUUUAGUUGGGCAAAUUUAUGAUCCAAUCAGUGAUGUAUACGGUUUACAGUUUACAUCAAAUUGA